GCGAAGGCGGCAAAUUUCCAAGUUCUCCCUCACCGUGCUUGUCUCCAGCGCCCAUCUCGCGCACCAAACACCGCCGCUGGAAGAUCAGACCCAUCGUACUCCCCAUCGUCCGCACUUUGCGCGCGCAGAAUGAAAAUUCUGCACAAGUCGAAGCGGGCGGUCGCUCCGCCACCGCAGGUCGCAGAGCUUAUCAACAAGCUCCUCGCGACACCAAAUGAUGAUUUAGCGGACGUGCUGUCCCAGAUCGAGUCCUGGAAAUGGCCGCGGUCCGACCUCAAUGCAUGGAUCAAGGUCCUCAACAAGUUCGACGCCGUGCUGGAGGAAGUCAUCCGCGACUACGACGUGGAUAAGCUGCAGAUUAACCCGUUCACGCCGGCGACGAAGCGUACGGUGUCCGAGAUCUUGCGCUUUGAGCGCAUGCUACUGGAGAAUUCGACGAACCGGAAGAUGUUCUCUUCCUACGAUCGCCUCAAUAGCCUGCUGUUCACCUCUGACCUGGACAUCCUGAUCUUGGCGGAGAACCUCCUUCUCCGUCCUUCCCAACAAUACUCUGCUCAGCCCUCCGUCUCGCAUGCGCUUAGCAUUCAGACCCCACGAUUGCUGUCACUGGCCCAGCGAUGGCCUCGCGCACGCGAGUAUGGACUUUCACUCUACGAUCUUGCCACAGAGAAGGGCAAGGCUAAGGUCGAGGCGCUCCCUCCCGACGCGCGGGAGGUGGACUUCACAUUCUACCGGAUCGACAGCGCAGCAGCAGCCGCUGACAAGAACAAGAUGGAUAUCGAGCCAGAUUCGAGCUCUUCGCCUAUGAAGAAAGGCUCGACGUCCACAUCGCCGGGACAGGGCGCCGUCGCCGUUCAUAUUGACGAGCAGACGUUGCAGUCGAAGCCCGCCAUCGAGGUGCUCGCAGACGCCGUAGAGACCUACUCCGUUCCAGAGUCAGAGAAGCUAGAGCUCCUCUGCCGCAUUCGUACCGCACAGUGCCUUGCUCCAGGGCACGAGGAAGACCGCCAGAAACUGGUCAUCUCUAGGCUGCUCGCGAUCGCCAUUUUCGCGCACACACAUCCCGAGAGCCAGGCGACGUCUUCUAUUUUCCUGUACGAGCCCGACAUCAUCACCAGCAUCGCGGAGCUGCUGCAAGUCGACCGAGGUGUCUCCGACCGCAUACAGGUGGCCGCUAUCUCCGCGCUCGACGCUCUGGCUCGCUAUCGUUCCAAGCUCUCCGAGGUGCUCGCCGCCGUCAACGCGGGCAUCAACCACGGUAUCAUCAUGUCGCUCGUGCGAGCGAUCGUUGCCGACAUCGCGCGACCUGAGUCGACGAUCACGAAUUCCUAUGUGGAGGCUAUCCUCGGCUUCCUGUCCUACAUCGCGUCUCAUGCGUCUGGCGGCAACAUGAUCGUCGGCGCGGGCAUUGUCCCCCUCCUCAUACAGCUCAUCGACAACCGCCUGCCCAAGCGACUGACGAUGGUGUCCAAGACCAUGCAACUGGUCGACAACGUUCUUUACAGCUUCACCAACGCCUUCAACCUGUUCUGCUCGUCCCGAGGUGUCACUACGCUCGUCGACCGCAUCGGGUACGAGGUAGACCACGACAUCGAGCAAUACGAGCAGGGCUCGACCGAGAUGCCCGUCGCACGCUCUGCUGUCCUCAAGCAUCUGCUACGCUCACUCCAUAGGAUGAUGCAGGCAUCUGGCACAUCUGAAGGUCUCCGAGGUCUCAUCGACACCUCCAUCCUGAAGUCCAUUAAGAAGAUCAUCGAGCACCGGUCCACGUUCGGCUCGAACGUGUACCCCAUCGCGAUCAACGUCAUGGCGACCUUUGUCCACAACGAGCCAACGGCGCUCCCAAUCAUUCAGGAGACGGGCCUCCCCGAGGCGUUCUACAAGGCUGUUGAGUCCGGUGUCGAGCCGGCAAUCGAGACUCUGCAAGCCAUUCCCAACGCCAUCGGAGCUCUCUGCCUUAACGAAGCGGGCCAGGCACAAUUGGCGGCACGCCCAAGCAUCAUCCCAUCCAUAUUCUCCAUCUUCACCUCGGAGAGCCAUAUCAAAGUGUUGUUGGACAAGGAGAAUGCAGUUCUCCUUGGCUCUGCAAUCGAUGAGCUCAUCCGUCACCACCCCACACUGAAGACUUCGGUCUUCCAGGCCAUAACCGCGACGCUCGGCAAGAUUGAGACGCUUGGGAAUGAGUUCGUUGUGCCCAACAACAUCCGCCAUUGGUAUCAGUUGAGUCCUGUUGCGCCGGCUGGUGCUGCGACGACGCCUGCUACUGAGGACGUUGCGAUGAGUCCUGUUGAGCAAGAGUCUGCUGCUGCGGGCGAAGAAAGCAGCGCGGAUGCGUCCGCUCCUUCAGAGGAUUCCUCGAACCACGAGAACAUCAUCGUGUCCUUCGUCGACAUCUUCAAUCGCUUCCUGGAAGGCCUGUUCCAGCACACGGCGCACUGCCGCGAGUUCGUCACCUCGACCGAUGGCUUGGACCGUUUGGCCAAGCUCACCGCGCUGCCUUGCUUGCCAUAUGAUUUCGCCAGCAGUGUUGCGUCGGACUCCAUUGUGCAGGUCAUUAGGACAAUGGCGGAGGUUUCAACGACGGAGACGAUGGCGCUCCUCACCAAGUCAAUCAAGGAGUCGUUGGAGGCGGCGGGCUUCUUCUGGAUGUUGCUCGACAAGCAGUCGACUCUAGUGCCCAUGAUCACGCCAACUGCCGACAACAUCGAGGACGUCAACCGCAAGUUCCGCCUGCUGACGACGUUGCACGUUCGCCUGACCCUCCUCUCGGAUGUAUUCGCCACCGCGAGCUACACUCCGACGCGCGUCUCGAACUCGCUGUUGCAAGCUUUGACGAGCGAGACCUCAGUGCCCAUCGUCGCCGACUUGGGCAACUUGCAUCGCGCUACCGUGUGGGAGAACAUCCUCCUGAAGGCAGGGCUCGCUCAUCUCGGCAUCGACCUCGGUUCCAGCUCAGAGUCGCGCUCGACCUCGCCGCUCACCGCGUCCCCGGAGCGACCACCAGUAUCUCUGCCGGAAGCGGAUGGCAUGGUCUCUCCCUCAGGCCAGGGUGCGACUGCGUCGACCUCUACGUCAACCCCCAAGCCUGCGGAUCCGUCGGCCAAGACCUCGACCGAGUCGAAGAAGAAGGAUGACACGCGCUACCGGAACGCUGCCGCGCUCAAGCAUCUCACUCACGUCUUCCCCGUGGCUUUGGCGCCAUUCUUCCAAGCGCUUGUCAAGAUGUUCUACACGAGGAGGAACACCGAUCAGGCGUUCAAGAAGCAGAUUUCGGAUACAGCGAGCAUCAUCUCCAAGAUCGCCAUCGACCACUUCACCAAGACGCACUUCACGGAGGGCGCGGACAAGCUGCGUGUAUCGACAUACUACACUGCUAUGCUCGGCUUCACUGCUGUACUUCUCGUCGACGAAGAGCGCAACACGACGAUGACGAUUCAGACCGUGCAGCUGUGGAAUUGGUAUCGCGCGGGCGGUCUGGAAGGUGUGCUCAGCACCUGUCAGCGAUACGUCGCUGUCAUCGACGGCUUGUACCGCACGUCGUCGGACUCGCGCAGCGAGGCCACGAGACAAGAGCUUGCGCAUGCGUUAGGCGUGCUCAAGGUGGCGCUGCAUCUACUGCUACCUCUGAUAUCAUCGAAGCCCUUGUUCGAAUCCCCUCAGACGGCGCUUGUCAUGACGAGAAAGCCCGAGACGGACCCCGACUACUUCGCGCCUCAUGACUUCCUGGUGCGCCUGCGCCUCGCCAUUCUGCCCCUGUUGCAGUCAAUGUGGCAAGCGCCCUGGAUCAAGAACGUCCCGCCGACGAUCCGGCAGCCAGUCAUCCACGCCGUGUUGGAGUUGAUCGGUGCAGAGAACGAAGAGGCGAGAACUGAGGGAUUGGCGGAGGCGCUUCCCACACCUGGGUGGGCGCGUCCAACGGAACCUGACGAGAAUCGGAUUCGACAGCUUACGGACAUGGGCUUCCCUCGGUCUGCCGUCGAGCGUGCCCUCAGGCGGACGCAUAACAACAUCAGCGCCGCCACAGAGCUUUUGCUCGCGCAUCCUUUCCCGUUGCCCGCCGACCCGGAUACUGCUACUCCGGCCGAACCUUCUGCGCCUAGCACUCCACCAGCUGAGCCGCCCGCCGCAGCUCCUGCAGAGGCUCCAUCAGAGCCAAGUACUGCCACACAAGCUCCUGAAGCCGGUCCGUCCAAUGCGGCGGAGUCGAGUGAACAGACCCAGCCAGUGGAGGCUGAAGCUCCCAAGAAGAAACCCGAGGACUGGCGUGCUGAAUUGAAUGCUAUCCGGGAACCCUUGCGCGCGAGUGUCAGCCGCAUAGCGCUCACAAUCGUCGACGAAGACCCUUCACUCAUCUUCGAUCUCCACUCCGCCUUCAUCAAGCCUUCCGGUGAGCAUCAGAAGCAGGCCGUUCGCGACCUCGUCAACGACGUCAAGACCUUCUCUCCCUAUGCAUACGACACCCAGGAGCAGCCUUUAGCGAACAGGUGCCGUCUGCUUGCCCUUGUGCUCUGCGAGACGCCGUCUAGCUUCGACGACAACUUGCGGCAGACGCUGUUGGACAAUUUGCUGGCGUUGCUACUGUCCAGUCCGACCAAUGCAGAGUCAGACUCGCCACCGGUCCCGAAGUGGCUCGCUGCUCAUCUCCUUGUUGUCGAAGGUCUGCUCACGCUGGCCGCUUCUCCGAAGGCUAUCACACUGCCCAAGGAAGGAGAGCCUGUGCCACAGGAAGACGUUUCCGUCGGUCCCGCAUUGGUCGAAGCGCGCAAGGUCGUCUUCGACUUCUGCUUGCGCCUCAUGGCAAUCCCAGAUCUGCCGGACGAUCCUGUUCUAUCUUCGCUGCGUAUAUUCGUCAUCUGCACCCGCGACCAUAGCAUGGCUUGCGAGUUCGUCAAGAAGGACGGCCUCAGCCGCAUGUUCCGACGCCUUGGGUCUUCCGCGAUUCCUGGCAGCUCUUCCUAUGUCGCCAUCAUUCUGCGGCACGUCGCUGAGGAUCUUCCAACCGUCGAGUCCAUCAUGAAGCAGAACAUCAAGCGCUUCCUGAAUCAGCCGCGCGCACGGAAUGUAGAUGUGCUCACGUACACCAGGAACUGCAGUGCCAUGGCUUUGCGGGAUCCGAAGGCAUUUCUCCGCGCCACAGAGGCGCUGUGUCAAUUGGCGAGUCCGUAUGCGACGACACAUCAAAUCUCUUUGAAGCCAGAAAGCACGUCGGACACGGCCAAAGGCCAGGAGAAGAUGGGCGACGCUGACAUGCAGCUCGAUGCCCCUUCAUUCACGAACGUGUCAGAGACUCUCGACGCGAUGGUGCACUAUCUCAUCGCCGAACUCAUGAGGGUGGUCAAGAUCGUUCAGGAGCCCUCUGCGCCCGACUCCGAGCCUGCACCGGCAUCUACAACGGCCGAGUCGUCGACAUCUGCUCCGCCAGCACCUUCGACAUCUACAACGAGCUUGUCGGAAGCUCAGCCUCCAAAGGCCAGCGAAAGCUCUGCAGAGAAGGCGCCUGCUGACCCGAAAGCCGGCGAACAGCAGUACGCUUGCUUCCUGAUGCAGUGCCUUGCGGAACUUUUGUUCUCUUAUGACUCGUGCAAGAUGGCUUUCCUCACAUAUUCCCCGAAGAAGCGUACGCAAACGCCUGCCAAGGAAGGUGCUACCAAGUACAAGUCGAGCACGUUGCACUUCCUCCUCUCGGAGCUCGUCACCUAUGGAGCCAUCAAUCCUCAAUCGCCCGCAUUCUCUAAGAGUCGAUUGGCCCUUUGCAACUGGGCCAUGUCCGUUCUUGUUGCGCUCUGCGUGGACAGUUCGACCACCCACGACUCAAAGGAGGUUCCCGCCGAGUUGGCAUCCGUACGCAAGUUCGUGCUCGAGGCUCUUAGCAGGUCUAUCAAGGAUGCGCAGAACGUUGAGGGGCAGGAGGCUCGCUAUGGACGCCUCCUUGCCUUGUCGGACGCCUGUUAUCGUCUGCUGACUGUCAAGGUCAACAUGCCUACCCGCAAGAGUACAGACGAUACACCGACACAUAUCGCCAGGGUCAUGCUCGAGAAGGGCUUCGUUGCCACUCUCACGAACGCGCUGUCGGAUGUCGACCUCAACUACCCUCACGUUCGCCAACUGGUCGCUUCAAUGCUGAGACCUCUUGAGCACCUUACGAAGGUUGCCAUUCGAAUGAGCAAGUCCGGCAAGUACAGGGAGUCGGCGGACGACAAGAAGCCACCUUCCGUCUACUCGUCGGAGUCCUCUGAAUCAGAAGACGAGCAUAUGGAUGCUGAUGAUCGGGAGGAAACUCCUGAUCUGUACCGCAACUCUGCGCUCGGAAUGUUCACUGGCGAAAUGGAGGACAACCAAUAUCCCGACGAUGAGCUGAUGGAUGAGGAUGAGGAAGAAGACGAUGUCGACAUGGAGUACGGCGAAGAGACAGGCAGCGAGGAUACUUCCGCGACGGAGGAUGACGAGGAUGAGAUCCAAGCAGGUGCUGAGGGACCAGGCGACGCUUGGGAAGAAAGCGAGGAUGAGGAAGACGCGGAGAUGCAGGACGAAGAGGAUGACGAAGGCGAGGACGACGAAGGCGAUGACGACGAAGAAGACAUCAUCGACGAGGAGGGUCCCGACGAGGACGACGAGGGUGACGAGGAUGAAGAAGGCGAAAUGAUCUGGGAGGACAUCGAGGCCGAGGGCUUGCGCGCUCCUCGUAUACCGGGAGACGAAGGAGACGAAGAUGACGAACAAGACGGGAUUCACUUGGUCGCCGACGACGUGGAGGAUGAGCAGGGAGAACUUUCGGACGAGGACCCUCUCGAGACUGGCAACUUCGUCGAGGACUUGAUAGGUAUCGGAGCAACUCUUACGAACGGGAUCACUCCGAGAGACACCUCAGGUGUUUUUGCUCAGCGGCGCUCUCGUCUGGCUGACGAGACCCUGCAAGUCUUCGGGAGGCCUCGCGGAGGACCCCCCGCUCCCCCAGAGGCAACCACUCACCCAUUGCUCCUUGACACGACGGCAGGUGGACGUUCAUCUGCGCCGCAAGCCCGCAUACGCGUUACGCAGCGAUUCCCCCAAAAUGGUUUGAUUCAAACCAUCGACGACUUGAUCGGCGGUGGUGCAGCCCAGUUCUUCCACCGAGUCAUCGCACGCAGUGGUGCAGAGCUUGGCCUUGCGGGGCCCGCAAUGAUGGGCCUUGACCGGCAUGUCUUCUUACGUCGUCCGGGUGUGUCUGCAGCCUUCCGCGAGCGCAGUCAACGCGCAGGUCACGGAUCUGGAUCUUCGAGUCGCGAGCUGGAGCCACUGCUAACCAUUCAACGCUGGGCGGAGGAGCUCAAGAUCGUCAACGGGGACUUCGCCAACGAGAGGGCCACCAAGCUCGCCAACCACGUCACGCUCACUCUCUUGCCGUCGGCCAUCGAGGCUGCUCGUCUGAAGAAGGUCAAGGAGGAGGAAGAGGCUCGCCGCAAGGAAGAGGAAGCGAAGGCUAAGGCUGAGGAGGAGGAAGCUGCCAAAGUCAAAGCGGAAGAGGAGGCCAGAAAGAAGGCAGAAGCUGCUGCUUCCCAAACGGACACCGCCGCAAACCCAGAGGCUGAGGUGGCCAACUCCAGCAACGAGCCCGCGGUCGUAGAUGAGCCUAUGGACGUGACGCCAGAUGCUGCACCACAGGAAGCGUCUACUGCGCCUUCGGAACCUGCGGCUGCAGAAGCCUCGACUUCGGCGCCCCCCGAACGUGUCACGGUCAUGAUCAAUGGCAACCCCGUCGACAUCACCGACACUGGCAUUGAUCCUACGUUCCUCGAAGCGUUGCCAGAUGACAUGAGGGAAGAGGUACUCAACCAGCACAUACGCGAUCAGCGCGCGGCGAGGAUCGAACGACCCGCCGAUUCCCAGAUCAGCGACGAGUUUCUCGACGCUCUGCCUCCUGAAAUACGCGCGGAGAUUAUCCAGCAAGAGGCGAUCGAGCGCGCGCGCAGAAGGACAGAAGAACUCGCGCGCUCCGCGACCGCAGCCGCCGUACCUGCUGAGAUUGACAACGCCAGCUUCAUCGCCAGUCUGGACCCUACGCUGCGUCAAGCUGUACUCCUGGACCAGGAUGAUGGCUUCAUCCAGUCUCUCCCUUCACACAUGAUCGCUGAAGCAGGCGCCUACUUGGAGGACCGCAACGUUCGGGCUUCUCGCGUAGCCGCGCGUACCGCGGUACCGAGCCCUCGCCCCUCUCAAGGAACGUCUCGCAAACCUCCUGCUCAUCACGACGCCAUCCAGCUUCUCGACAAGACUGGCAUAGCUGUCUUGGUCCGCCUCCUCUUCUUCCCCCAGGUCAUGCGCAAGAGCCUGCUUCACAAGGUGCUUGUCAACCUCUGCGAGAACUCCAAGACGCGCACAGAACUGUUCACGUUGCUUUUGAACAUCCUCAAUGACGGGACGGUCGAUGUGGCGACGGUGGAUACUCGGUUCUCUCAGCUGUCCAUGAAGACGCCGAAGCCUCAGACGCCAAAGGCCAUUGGCAAGCAACGUGCCGGGUCAGACUAUCUAGGUGUCCUGCCUAUCCCCAAGAUGCAGACGGAUAUCGUGCCAGAUCUUGUCGCUCAGAGAUGCCUGGAAGCGCUGUCGUACAUCGUCAACGAGAACGAGGCGUCGUCCCUUUUCUUUUUGACGGAGCACGAGCUGUCUGCAGGACUACGUCGGACGAUGUCGAAGAAGGGCAAGGGAAAGGAGAGGCAAGCGCCGCAGCUACAGUACCCUGUCGUGUUGCUGCUCAGUCUCCUGGAUCGACCGACAUUGCUCAAGACGCCCUCCAUCAUGGAACAAGUGGCUACCCUGUUGGCGACUGUCACGCGGCCUCUCACCUCGCUCAAGGACAAGGACGAGAAGGCAAAAGAGAAGCCGCAAGACGUAUCGCAGCAGCCGACGAGUCAGAAGUCCGCUGCCCAGUCGCAAGAACAGCCGCAAGGAUCAACGCAGUCGGCUCCUCAGCCCUCAUCGACGGCCACGGACACAGUCCAGUCUACCGGCGCGGCCGCUGCAUCGUCAGGAACUACCAAAGAAGCCGGAGCACCGGCUGCUCAGGAAGAGCGCGUCACCCUAUCCCAUCCUCCGACCAUACUUCACAACGUUCUGCGUCUCAUCGUCAACUUCUUGACCAUCGGCGAGUGCACCGGUCGCACGUUCCAGCAGAGCUUGGCCCUCAUUCAGCAUCUUUCGUACAUCCCCGACGCGCGAGACGUGAUUGCGGAGGAGCUGAAGACUAAAGCACAAGAGUUCGGCCAAGCUCUCUAUCAGGAUCUCGACGAGUUGGCAAACGCCAUGCAGAAGGCGGAGAAGGACGACGUCAUCUCGAGCACCGUCGUGUCCAAGUUCUCUGCAUCUACCUCUGUCCAGGCGAAGUUCCUGCGCGUUCUCAAGACAAUCGACUACAUGUUCACACCGAAGUCAUUGGCAUCCGUGACGCCAGAAGCCGCUGCUAGCGAAGACGCGCAGAAGGUGCAAUCCAUCUACGAGUCCUUCCGCUUCACGCCCCUCUGGAAGCGCCUCGGCGAUUGUCUCGCCAUCAUCGAGCAGAAACCGGAGACGGAGAUCGUGGCGACCGUACUGUUGCCUUUGAUCGAAAGCUUGAUGGUGGUAUGCAAGUAUGUAGGCACGAAGAAAGGCUCCGACCUUACUGCCCUGCGAGGAUCGAUGUCCCCACGAUCACCUCGUUCGCCAACGCUGUCGCGCGACUCCAUGGAGGAGCUGUUUGUAUCCUUCACGGACGCUCAUCGGAAGAUACUGAACCUGAUGGUCCGCAACAAUCCCUCGCUCAUGAGUGGCUCCUUCUCCCUUCUCGUCAACAACCCCCGCGUUCUCGACUUCGACAACAAGCGCAACUACUUCACGCAGCAAUUGCAUAGGCGACCCCACACGCGCGAGCACUACGGGACGAUCCAGCUCAACGUCCGCCGCGCGCGGGUCUUCGAAGAUUCCUUCCAGCAUCUACAGCGUAAGACGGGAGACCAGAUCAAGUAUGGCAAAUUGAGCGUGCGGUUCUACGACGAGGAGGGUGUCGAUGCCGGCGGUGUGACGCGGGAGUGGUUCCAAAUCCUCGCGCGUCAGAUGUUCGACCCAAACAACGCCCUGUUCCAACCCUGUGCGGCGGAUAGGCAGACGUAUCAGCCCAACAAAAACUCCUGGGUCAACCCCGAACAUCUGAGCUUCUUCAAGUUCGUCGGGCGCGUCAUCGGCAAGGCCAUCUACGACGGACGACUGCUCGACGCCUACUUCGCGAAGAGCUUGUACCGACAACUGCUUGGGAAGCCUGUCGACUAUCGGGACGUUGAGUGGGUCGACCCGGAGUACUACAACUCGCUGUGCUGGAUCCUUGAGAACGACCCUACUCCGCUGGACCUCACAUUCAGCGUGGAGGCGGACGAAUUCGGCGUGCAACGCAUAGUACCCUUGAAGGAGGGCGGGGAGACGUUGCCCGUUACGAACGAGAACAAGCGCGAGUUUGUUCAGCUCUCGGCUCAGUACCGUCUCUAUUCGUCCAUCAAGUCGCAGAUCGAAGCGCUAUCCGAAGGGUUCUACGAGAUCAUUCCCAAGGAUAUGAUCACCAUCUUCAACGAGCAGGAGCUUGAGUUGCUCAUCUCUGGAACGCCGGACAUUGACGUCGACGAAUGGCGCGCAGCCACGGAUUACGUUGGGUACACGUCGUCGGACCCCAACAUUGUUUGGUGGUGGCGGGCGCUGAAGUCCUUUGACCGCGACGAGCGGGCGAAGGUGCUCAGCUUUGCUACGGGCACGUCGCGAGUACCGCUUGGUGGCUUCACGGAGCUGCAGGGCGUGCAAGGGACGCAGAAGUUCUCGAUCCACCGCGCGUACGGGGAUGAGGAUAGACUGCCGUCGGCGCAUACUUGCUUCAACCAGAUCGAUCUACCACAAUACUCGUCGUAUGAGAAGCUCCGGCAACAACUACUACUGGCGAUCAGCGAAGGUGCUACUGGGUUUGCUUUUGCAUGAAGGAACGAACUUUACACGGCAAUGUUUGAGAAUGACACUGUACAAAAGGCAUCGCUACAUAUCUCACUGUAUAUACCUAAUACGACCAGCCAUUAUUUCUGACUCACAAGACGGCCUUGGAAGGUCAUCAGUGUGAUCACUUGUGGACGAGUGCCGCGAG
Schizophyllum commune H4-8 is the source of this 11128-nucleotide messenger RNA. RefSeq lists its product as uncharacterized. The transcript is spliced from 21 exons. Gene Ontology annotation, molecular function: protein binding; ubiquitin-protein transferase activity. Bases 130 to 10968 code for a protein of 3612 amino acids. The record is from RefSeq and is a predicted model, not a curated record. Gene Ontology annotation, biological process: positive regulation of protein catabolic process; protein polyubiquitination; proteasome-mediated ubiquitin-dependent protein catabolic process. NCBI's taxonomy places the organism in Eukaryota, Fungi, Basidiomycota, Agaricomycetes, Agaricales, Schizophyllaceae.